UGCAUUAGUUAAAUCAUCGCAGGACUGUACGGACGUGGAAAGUAUUACUACUUCACUACAACGUGGUGGUAUUUUAUACUCAACAAAACCGACAUUAUUGAAAUCGGCUGCCCGUUUGCGACUUGAGGCCCGCUUGCGAACCGAACUCGGGGCGUCUUGGUGAUCUGACCGUCAUGUUAACCAGCCACAAUCGGGCCCCGUCACCCACCGCUCCCAUCUCGAGUAACAUGGAGCACCCACUGGCGAAAUCGCACAAAAAAGAAGAGAAAACGGGCCCUGGGCGUGUACCAACCCCAACGAUGGUGAAAACGGAAUACCAGUCCGACCAACCAAUGGACUUACAAAACACAGUUCAAACAACGCACGCGGUAGCAACGGGGAAACUAAAAGGUAUGGAGGCCAGUGUCACCCUUUGGCAAUUUCUGCUCGAACUCCUGAUGGACAAGAGCAACCAACAUCUCAUCACGUGGACUGGGAACGAGGGUGAAUUUAAGCUGAAUAAUGCCGAGGAAGUGGCCCGGAUGUGGGGGCUUCGCAAAAACAAAACCAACAUGAACUAUGACAAGUUGAGCCGCGCCCUGCGCUACUACUACGACAAGAACAUCAUCAAAAAGGUCAUGGGUCAAAAGUUCGUCUACAAGUUUGUCUCCUUUCCCGAGAUUGUCAAAACCGAGAAUAAGAUCCCAUUCCGUGUGAAGAUGGAAGCGAUGGAUGGGCCGGCCACAGUGACAACAACAACAUCCAGACCCCAGAGUUACCCGGGGAUCGAGAACGCUGUCGUCGAGAAACCGAGGAGGAGUCCCGCUGGACAUAUUGAGCAUUAUCACCGGGAGUCGCCGAGGUAUGUACCGAGCCCUCUGACUCGACCUCCCCAGACUUCGGAGCACGAGACAGUCUCUAUAAAGGUGCAUCGUGAGGAGUCGUCCCACGAGCAUCGGUGGAGCUCUUCACCGACUCCGUUGCGGGUCAGCAGCAGCUCCCACCCGGCCGAGCACGCCAGGUCUGCGAGCCCCAGACGGGCCUUGUCACCCGGUUCCGUUGAAGCUCGACUCUCAGCCGAGCCACGCCUAGUCACCAGUACCGGGCGUCCCUUCACCACCAUCUGUACCCCCAGUACAUCAACAGUCACAGGCAGUUCGAGCAACAGACCCAGACCGAUUCCAAUAGCCACCUUGCACACACCCAAAAGUGACUUUUACAACACCACUAUGCCCACGAAGAUGUCAACAUCAAGUCCCUCGUUCCUCACCACGAGUAACGGGCUCACGGUGCCGUGCUACGGCGGGCCGCACACCCCUCUACCCGGCACACCCAUUAUGGUAGCUAGCCCCCUCUUCGGUCAAGCUGGUACACCCCUGGUACCUCUACACUUCUGGAGUACCCUCAGCCCUCUCGCACUGAGCCCCUCCAUGAACUCACAAAUGAACACAUUCCAAUUUCCCGCCAUAAUCAACGGACUAACUGGGGCACCCGUCACAGUGUCGGGCAUGAUGCCCAUCCACACCCCUACCGUGGUAUUUUCACCCUCAACAACCAAACCCAUUGUUGUACCAUAGACCCUCUUUGUAAUGCACUGGACACUAAUUGUAAUUGCUAAGAGCAUAGAGAGUAUUAUUACUUGGUAACGAGCAAUGGAGAGCUGCUGAUUGUAUAAAACAUUGUGAGGAACGACUCCCUCUGGAGUAAC
This is a messenger RNA of Asterias rubens (European starfish), 1687 nucleotides long. Its product is annotated as ETS domain-containing protein Elk-3-like. The coding region runs from base 174 to 1556 and encodes 460 amino acids. Gene Ontology annotation, molecular function: sequence-specific DNA binding; DNA-binding transcription factor activity, RNA polymerase II-specific. Gene Ontology annotation, cellular component: nucleus. The transcript is spliced from 4 exons. Lineage: Eukaryota; Metazoa; Echinodermata; Asteroidea; Forcipulatida; Asteriidae. The record is from RefSeq and is a predicted model, not a curated record. Gene Ontology annotation, biological process: cell differentiation; regulation of transcription by RNA polymerase II.